This is a messenger RNA of Tripterygium wilfordii, 4904 nucleotides long. RefSeq names its product translocase of chloroplast 159, chloroplastic. Lineage: Eukaryota; Viridiplantae; Streptophyta; Magnoliopsida; Celastrales; Celastraceae. The transcript has a single exon. Gene Ontology annotation, biological process: protein targeting to chloroplast. The record is from RefSeq and is a predicted model, not a curated record. Gene Ontology annotation, molecular function: GTP binding; GTPase activity. Bases 232 to 4668 code for a protein of 1478 amino acids. Gene Ontology annotation, cellular component: chloroplast outer membrane.
CUGUGCUUAUAUGGAAAACAUCGAUAACCCCAACGCGAGAGAGAGUCCGUGAUUCUUACCUUAUCAUCUCAGCCAUCACCGUCUCUCGCCUUCUCGCUCUCUCCUCAAACACCAAACCCAAUCCAAAACCCACCUUCACCAACCAAUAAAACCUAAUCCCUAUACGAAACCUAAUCGAGCUCUCGAAUUCUCAAUCGCGCCUCACUUUCUAAAACCAGAACUCGGACAUCCAUGGACGGCAAGGCAACUGCAACCGACGUCAUGUCGCAUCAUUUAUCGGACUCAACAGGUUCUUCUCUGUUUUAUCCGUCUAAUGAUUCUGUAGUUGAUACUUCAUUGGAAAAUGAUGCUCUGGAUGCUGACAAUAACAAAGCUAGUGCUGAUGGGAAAAGUAGUAGCAGUAGCAGUAGCAGUAGCAGCAGUAGCAGUAGCAGUAGUAGCGAUGGUGGUUUUGUGAGUGGUGAGGAAGAUUUUGAGACGGCGUCGGAGAGGCCGGGUAUGGGAGACCCGGUUGAGGAGACCCUAGAGAAUCCCGUCGAGGGUGACGAUGUUGAUGGCCCUUUUGUGGAUUCUCCAGAGGUGUUGGUGGCGAAGGAUUUUUCGCCCAUUUUAGAUGUAGUGGCGUUUGACAAUGAUGAAAAUGAUGUUGUAGGAGAUUCGAAAAUGGGGAAUUUGAAAAAUUCAGAGGUGGUUGAUGCUGGUAAGGGUCUAGAGGUGGAUAGGGAUGAAGAGGGAAUUUUGAUGAAGGGUGAGAUAGGUCACGUGAGUGAUGAAGAGAUGGAGUUUACGGUGGAAAAGGAAAAGGUGGAGGAUAAGAACCCCCAUGAAUGGGUGGAAGGAACGGAACUGAUGAAAGAUGGAGGUUCUAUUGAAGGGAACAAAAUUGAUGGCCUUGUGGGUGAAGAAUCUGCAGUUGUGGGGGAAACUAAGAAAGAGAGUAAUGGAGUUAUGGAAGAAAAUGUAAUUGUUGGCAACAAAAAUGAGUCAGGGGAUGAUGUGUUGGUUGAAACAGAUGGUGGAGAGUUUGCUAGUGGAGGGGAAGAUAAGGGGGCUCUGGUGGAAAUGGGGGAGAGGAAGAAUGAUGAUCUCGACAAAUUGGUGCUUGAGAAGCUAAUGAAAGAUGGAGGGUCCAAUGAAGGGAUCAAAAUUGAGGGCCUUGUUGAAGAAAAUGCAAUGGUUGGCAACAAAUAUGGGUCAGUGGAUGAUGUGUUGGUUGAAACAGAUGGUAGAGAGUUUGCUAGCGGAGGAAAAGAUAAAGGGGUUCUGGUGGAAAUGGGGGAGAGGAAGAAUGAUAAUCUCGAUGAAUUGGUGCUCGAGAAGUUGGUGGUUGAAGGAACCGAGUUGAAUAACGACGGGGGUGCUGUUGAGGGGAACAAAAGUGAAAGUUUUGAUGGCAAAGAAUCUAUACCGUUGGAGAAAACUAAUGAAGAAAGCAAUGGAGUAGCUGGUGGUGAAGAAAAUAUGAAGGCGGGUGAUGAAAAUGGGUUAGCUGAUGAUAAGUUGGUUGAAGCGGUUGGCAUGAAAUUCACUAGUGGAGGGGACUCUGUUGUUGAAGCUUUGGAUGUUGAUUUGGUUGGUUCAGGAGUGGCUGUUUUUGGUGAUGUCGAGGGAAAUAAGGAUUUUGAAUCCAGUGCAGAAAUUCAGGGUGAUAGAAGUGUGAGUCUGGAAAAUAUUAGUAGUGUUACUGAAGAACUUGUUGGAUCUGCAGCGGAAUUUGACAAAAAUGUUGAACCAAUAACUGGUGCUGGAGCUCCAGAAAUCGAGGCUGAUGGUAAGAACUCUGGUGUUACUGCUUUGGGCCAAAAUGAAAAUUUGCAUGUUGGUGGUGGUGUUCAUAAUACCGUGAUGGCAAACAAGGAUCUUGCAUCAGAAGUUGAAGUAUCCAUUGACGAGAGUGGAAAUGCGGGGUUCAUCAACAAUGAUGAGCAACUGGUUGCAGAAGGCAAGCUCGAAGUUGAUUUUGGAGCCAAGCCAAGUGAGGUGGAUGCAGUUUCAAAGACCAAAGUUGGGCUAGAUGCCGAAGAUGAAAGGAAGUAUCAUCAUGAUGAGGACGGCGAGUUUGGAGGCUCAGAUACUGAUGAAGAGACUGAAGGUAUGGUAUAUGGUAACUCUGAAGUUGCCAAACAGUUCUUGGAGGAAUUGGAACGAGGAACUAUUGGUGGUUCUCACUCUGGUGCGGAGAGUUCUCAUGAUCAUUCACAGAGAAUUGAUGGUCAGAUAGUUACAGAUUCAGAUGAAGAAGUAGACACAGAUGAUGAAGGAGAGGGGAAGGAGUUAUUCGAUUCAGCUGCAUUGGCAGCUCUCUUAAAAGCGGCAACUGGUGCUAGUUCAGAUGGUGGCAACAUCACUAUAACAUCUCAAGAUGGAUCAAGGCUAUUCUCUGUUGACCGUCCUGCUGGUUUAGGAUCCUCUAUUCGAUCAAUGAGACCUGCCUCACAGUCAAACCGACCAAAUUUUUUUGCUCCUGCGAGCCUUUCAACUGGCUCGAGCUCAGAGAUCAACUUAAGUGAAGAAGAUAAAAAGAUGCUUGAGAAGUUGCAGCAAAUAAGAGUAAAGUUUUUGAGGCUUGUUCAGAGGUUAGGUCAAUCUGCUGAAGAUUCUAUAGUAUCCCAGGUUCUGUACCGUUUGGCAUUUGUUGCAGGACAACACACUGGUGAACUUUUUAGUCUUGAAACUGCAAAAAAGACAGCUACACAGCUUGAAAUUGAGGGAAAAGAUGAUCUGAAUUUCUCCUUGAACAUACUGGUUCUUGGGAAAUCAGGGGUGGGCAAGAGUGCAACAAUAAAUGCUAUUUUUGGUCAGGAGAAGGCCUUAAUUCAUGCUUUUGAACCUGCAACCACUUCUGUGAAAGAACUAAGUGGAAUAGUGGACGGAGUUCAUAUCAGAGUAAUUGAUACGCCAGGCCUGAAAUCUUCUGCAAUAGAACAAGGUGCUAACAGGAAAGUCUUAUCUGUCAUCAAGAAGUUCACAAAGAAAUGCCCCCCUGAUAUUGUGCUCUAUGUAGACAGACUGGAUGCCCAAACCAGGGAUCUUAAUGAUCUACCAUUACUAAAAACAAUCACUGGUUCUCUUGGCUCUUCAAUAUGGCGAAAUGCCAUUGUUGCUUUAACCCAUGCUGCUUCUGCUCCUCCCGAUGGACCAUCUGGUUCCCCUUUGAGUUAUGAGGUGUUUGUUGCUCAACGGUCCCAUGUUGUUCAGCAGUCCAUUGGGCAAGCUGUUGGUGAUUUGCGUCUGAUGAAUCCUAGUCUUAUGAAUCCUGUAGCUCUUGUUGAGAAUCACCUGUCCUGCCGCAAAAACAGAGAUGGGCAAAAGGUACUUCCUAAUGGACAGACUUGGAGGCCUCAGCUAUUGCUAUUAAGUUACUCUAUGAAGAUUUUAUCUGAGGCAAGUACUGUGUCAAAGCCUCAAGAUGCUCUUAACCAGCGGAAGCUGUUUGGCGUUCGAGUCCGCUCACCUCCCCUUCCGUACUUGUUAUCUUGGUUGCUGCAGUCUCGUACGCACCCCAAACUCUCUACUGAUCAAGGGGGUGAUAAUGUCGAUUCAGAUAUUGACACGGUCGAUUUGUCCGAUUCUGAUCAAGAAGAAGAAGAGGAUGAGUACGACCAACUCCCCCCAUUUAAGCCUUUGAGGAAAGCCCAAAUUGCGAAACUUAGCAGGGAGCAAAAGAAAGCGUACUUUGAGGAAUACGAUUAUCGGGUGAAGCUCCUUCAGAAGAAGCAGUGGAGAGAGGAGCUGAAAAGGAUGAAGGAAAUGAAGAAGAGAGGAAAGACAUCUGUAGAUGAAUAUGGUUACACCGGUGAAGAUGAUUCAGAAAACGGAGGUCCAGCUGCUGUUCCAGUUCCAUUACCUGACAUGGUCCUCCCACCUUCUUUUGAUGGUGAUAAUCCUGCUUAUAGGUACCGGUUCCUGGAGCCUACUUCACAGUUUCUUGCUCGACCGGUUUUGGACACACAUGGCUGGGACCAUGACUGUGGGUAUGAUGGUAUCAAUGUUGAACAUAGUUUAGCCAUUGUCAAUCAGUUCCCAGGAGCUAUUACUGUUCAAGUGACAAAGGACAAGAAGGAGUUUAACAUCCAUCUAGAUUCUUCAGUUUCUGCAAAGCAUGGUGAGAGUGGUUCAACCAUGGCAGGAUUCGACAUCCAAAAUGUUGGGAAGCAACUUGCCUACAUCCUUAGGGGUGAGACCAAGUUCAAAAUUUUUAAAAAGAACAAGACCACCGCUGGGGUAUCUGUAACAUUUUUGGGUGAAAAUGUGGCUACUGGAAUUAAGCUUGAGGAUGAGAUUGCACUUGGAAAGCGCCUGGUGUUGGUUGGUAGCACUGGAACUGUUCGAUCUCAAAGCGAUGCUGCUUAUGGAGCUAAUUUGGAAGUGAGGCUGAGGGAAGCUGAUUUUCCUAUUGGUCAGGACCAAUCAUCUCUGGGUUUGUCUUUAGUGAAAUGGAGAGGAGACUUGGCACUGGGGGCCAACCUUCAGUCACAGUUUUCCGUUGGACGGAGUUCAAAGAUAGCUGUUCGUGCAGGAUUGAACAACAAGCUUAGCGGUCAGAUUAGUGUUCGAACAAGCAGCUCUGAUCAGCUUCAGAUAGCACUUGCGGGUCUUCUUCCAAUUGCCAUGGCUAUCUACAAAAGCAUUCGUCCUGGGGUCAGUGACAAUUACUCUAUCUAUUAGACCCUGAUUCAUUUUUGGUUGCUACAUUUAGAUCAUGCAGGAAUUAGGUUGAAUCUUGAGUAUGUUUUACUGUUAAAUAAUGUUAUAUUUCUUCAUGUCGAACUCAUGUUACGUUGGUUUUUGUCAGUGAAUUGCAUUUUUUGGUUGCUACCUUUAGAUCCAGAAGGGAAUAUAUUGGAUUUUGAGUAUCUUAUAUUGCUGAACAAUGGCAUAUUUUCUCUAUUUAUAACUCAUUA